AACGAAUUCGUGUCUCUUAGUUUGUUUACGUUUAGUUUAAAAAUUUUUCUUUUUAAUUUCUAGAAACAUUGAAAAUGCCUCAGUUAAUUUAGUGCCUUUUAACAAACCCUCGAUGGUUUCAAACGCGAAAAUCGACGGAUUAUGAAAUCUGCUUUUGUAAGACUGUACCCUUGGACUUUUAACUCAAAACGUUAACCUCAAAAUUUCUGUCAUUUGGUCAUUUUCGUCAAGUCUUUCGGUUUGUUGUGACUGUGAUAGUGAAAAUUACGGUGUUUUAGUGAUUUGGUGUGAUUAACGGCAUCUCUUCAAAAUUUUCCGCGUGUGUAACUUACGGUUUUAUGACCUACAUAUUUGCUUCACGUUCCAGUUUUCAAAGAUACCUACACCUAUUAAAAUACCAUUUCUGAAAGCGUUUAAUGAAUCAAUUACUUAAAUUCCGUCUAAUAAUAUCCGAGGCUUGAAAAUGCGCCAUCACAAGAAAACUAAAGAAAGUGGCUUCUUUGAGGGAGACUCUUCGGAUACUGAUGUUAACAUGGGCAAAGCCCUCAAACGUACCAAAGUUUUUACUAGAUCAUCUAGCGAGGUGAAAAGGAGAGUUCACGACCAGGAUGUGGAGUAUACGUCCGAGGAGCUCGAAACGCAUAUUCGACAGUCCGAAUGGUGCAAGAGAGUAAACCUCUCCGGCCUCGGGCGCGUCGAUAUGUCCAAUUUUGAACUUCUGAAGGUGCUGGGAACUGGAGCGUAUGGCAAGGUGUUCUUGGUCCGCAAACGCGGAGGAUCGGACCACGGACGGCUGUACGCCAUGAAGGUUCUCAAAAAGGCGACGAUCGUUCAAAAGAAGAAGACGACGGAGCACACGAAAACGGAGAGGCAGGUCUUGGAAGCCGUCCGCGAUAGCCCAUUUCUAGUUACACUUCACUAUGCCUUCCAAACGGAUGCGAAACUGCAUCUCAUUUUAGAUUACGUCGCCGGAGGUGAACUUUUCACACACUUAUACCAAAGAGAACACUUCACCGAAAGUGAAGUGCGAAUAUACAUAGGCGAAAUAAUACUUGCACUCGAGCACCUGCAUAAGCUUGGGAUAAUUUACAGAGAUAUUAAGUUAGAAAAUAUAUUAGUCGACGAAUGCGGUCACAUCGUUCUGACCGACUUCGGCCUUAGUAAAGAAUUAGCAAGGGACCAAAGUGAUAACGAGCAGCAGCGGGCGUACUCCUUCUGUGGAACCAUAGAAUACAUGGCGCCGGAAGUUGUCAGAGGCGGAACUAUUGGUCACGAUAUCGUAAGUUUCUUUUGCAUUAUAAUUUUUUUCCCUCCAGCCUUUAGAACGCGUUUCAUCAUUGUUUUUAUUAUUAAUAAUUCGAUAGGCCUUAGCCCACUUUUCCGCAUCGAUACCCUUGUGAUUCCCGUAGCGCUAUCGUGGCACGAAACCGACUUGAUCUCAUUAAAGGGAAAAGCUGCCCCAAAUUGUGAUCGAUUUGGCCCAGAUAUUGUAUAAUUGUAAUAAUUGUGG
Photinus pyralis (common eastern firefly) is the source of this 1510-nucleotide messenger RNA. Its product is annotated as ribosomal protein S6 kinase alpha-5-like. Gene Ontology annotation, biological process: protein phosphorylation; regulation of DNA-templated transcription. The record is from RefSeq and is a predicted model, not a curated record. The coding region runs from base 464 to 1495 and encodes 343 amino acids. NCBI's taxonomy places the organism in Eukaryota, Metazoa, Arthropoda, Insecta, Coleoptera, Lampyridae. The transcript is spliced from 5 exons. Gene Ontology annotation, molecular function: ATP binding; protein kinase activity.